This is a messenger RNA of Lemur catta (Ring-tailed lemur), 1042 nucleotides long. Its product is annotated as putative neutral ceramidase C. The transcript is spliced from 9 exons. Gene Ontology annotation, biological process: long-chain fatty acid biosynthetic process; ceramide catabolic process; sphingosine biosynthetic process. Bases 14 to 967 code for a protein of 317 amino acids. Gene Ontology annotation, molecular function: N-acylsphingosine amidohydrolase activity. Gene Ontology annotation, cellular component: extracellular region. The record is from RefSeq and is a predicted model, not a curated record. NCBI's taxonomy places the organism in Eukaryota, Metazoa, Chordata, Mammalia, Primates, Lemuridae.
GUUUCAGGGAAUUAUGUUAAUCAUAACAUUCCUAAUAGGGAAAACAGAAGGGGAUCCAUUUUGGGACACCAUUCGGGACCAGCUCCUGGGCAAGCCAUCUGAAGAAAUCAAGGAAUGUCAUAAGCCAAAGCCAAUCCUCCUUCACACUGGAGAGCUAUCAAUACCUCACCCCUGGCAUCCAGAUAUUGUUGAUGUUCAGAUUAUUACUCUUGGGUCCUUGGCCAUAACUGCCAUUCCUGGGGAGCUUACGACCAUGUCUGGACGGAGACUUCGAGAGGCAGUUCAAGCAGAAUUUUCAUUGUAUGGGAUGGAGAAUAUGACUGUCGUUAUUUCGGGUCUAUGCAAUGUCUAUACUCAUUACAUUGCCACUUAUGAAGAAUACCAGGUGCAACGGUACGAGGCAGCAUCUACAAUUUACGGGCCACACACUCUGUCUGCCUACAUCCAGCUCUUCAGAGGCCUUGCUAAGGCCAUUGCUACGGACACAGUAGCCAACCUGAGCAGAGGUCCAGAGCCUCCAUUUUUCAAACAACUAAUAACUUCAUUAAUUCCUAAUACUGUGGAUAGAGCACCAAUAGGCAGAACUUUUGGGGAUGUUCUGCAGCCAGCAAAACUGGAAUACAGAGUGGGAGAAGUUGCUGAAGUUGUAUUUGUAGGUGCUAACCCGAAGAAUUCAGCAGAGAAACGGACUCAUCAGACCUUCCUCACUGUGGAGAAAUAUGAGGCCACUUCAGCAUCAUGGCAGACACUGUAUAAUGAUGCCUCCUGGGAGACCCGUUUUCAUUGGCACAAGGGAUUACUGGGUCAGAGCAAUGCAACGAUAGAAUGGCAUAUUCCAGACACUGCCCAGCCUGGAAUCUACAGAAUAAAAUAUUUCGGACACAAUCGGAAGCAGGACAUUCUGAAGCCCGCUGUCAUACUUUCAUUUGAAGGCACUUCCUCCGCUUUUGAAGUUGUAACUACUUAGUGAAGAGUUGACAAAUCAUUUGAAGAGCAGCUUUAUGCUGUAUACAUUAUAUAAGUGAUUUCACAUGAAUGUGAA